AUGUCUAGAGUUGAGGAGACAAUUGCCGACGAGCCCUUUGAUCCCAAAGAAUUUUUCAUCGGCCCUUCAAAUACAGAUUACCUUACCACCAUGAGAGACCCGUCUGAACCACUAGCAUCUGAUUCAAUCACUGAGGUCGCUAACAACAAGCCAUAUGAGAGAUAUUCUACUGAGGCCUCGUCGGAACCUCAUUUCAAAUAUGUCUCUGAGAAGCAGCGUGAGGCAUUGGGCUAUCCAUCCGAACAAGGUGUGAUGACAGACUACAUCGCUAUUGGGACGGUUCGUCUGCUCGUCCAUAUCGUCGAUGGAAACGAUGUCCUAGUCAUGAAAGGCCUCAACGGGGAAGAGCCUUACCCCAAUCGGCCCUUGAUUCAAGGCGAGAAACACCAAUGGCUCAAGACCGAGUUCCGUGAGGUAGCAAUUAACAAGGCUAUCUUGAGACUCUACAUCUUGCCCGAGGACAUCAACAGAAGUUCCAGAGGCUCUUUGAAGGAUUUUAGGAAAGUCGUCAAAUCUUUGGUCGACUACAUCGACCUGUCGCCUGCGACUUGGGAUGGUCACUUCGAUCCCGAGUCUUCGUUGCAAACCUACCACACCGCACAUUAUGACCAUGAGGAAUCUCUCUUCUACAUCUUCAACACUUUGUCAUCGCCCCAGCCCUCACUUGACAAAUUGUCAGAAGAUAUCUACUCUGAACAGGCAAUGGUGGAUAUUAUUUAUGAUGAUGUCGAGGGCCUCGUGACCCAGCUAUAUCCUUAUCAAAAACGAUCCGUGGCAACUAUGCUUCAGAGAGAAGCGAGUCCAGCUAACACCGUGGAUCCCCGAAAGCCACAAUUUACAGAUCUCCGCGGCAGACAUUUCUACUUUGAUGUACUCGAGGGCGUUCUUCGGAGUCAUCCGGUGUUGUACAGCGAACCUCGAGGAGGCAUUCUUGCAGAGACUAUGGGCUACGGUAAAACCCUGAUAUGUCUUGCAUUGGUCCUUGCCACUCGAGGCCACUAUUCCAAAGCCCCUGAAGGACGACUCAAUAUCAUCGCCAAAGAGCCCAACCCACGAACACCCAGCCUGCUUGAACUUGCUGCCAAAGCCCUUAAGCAGUCAGCUACUCCCUGGAAAGCUCAAUUAUUCUGUCUUGAGCAGAAGGGAUACUAUUUUGAUAAGAUCAAAGAAGCUAUCGACAGAUAUGACGCAAAGUUCGCUGAACCGAUUUUCCAUCCUACGACACCUGAUAGACGAGCCAGUAAUCGAGAAAGCUUUUCGACCUUGCACCUUUGCUACACCACCCUGGUUAUCGUACCUCCUAAUUUGCUUAUGCAGUGGCAGCAAGAGAUCGAGAAGCACACCCGCGAGAACGCCCUUGACGUACUUGUUCUGGAUUCAUCUACCAAAGUCAUCCCGGCCUACCAGGUUCUGAUGAAGUAUGACAUCGUCUUGAUUACCAAGGCCCGCUUUGAACAAGAGUAUCGUGAUGAUGACCUCAACCAAGGUAGAAGAGGAAGAGGUGAGAGCAAAUUUCGAUCUUCAUUGACUGAAAUCCGCUGGUUGAGAGUCAUCUGCGAUGAAGGUCAUGGCUUCGCCGGCGCAAAUUAUCGCACCAACGCAAUGGCCAUGCUGGACAAAAUGUCCAUCGAGCGCCGCUGGGUAGUAUCUGGAACACCAUCAAACUCUCUCCACGGAGUUGAAGUAAACCUUGCUAUUAAUGAGACAUCACAAGGUGAAGAGCUUUGCCGGAAAGACUCAAUUCGUAUUGCUCUGGAGCGGAGAAAGCUUAAGGAUUCCAGCAAUGAAGAAAUCAAGGACAUGGAGAAAUUGCGUGUCAUGGUAGUUAAAUUCCUCAAACUGCAACCAUGGGCGAACCAAAAAGGCCUUGACUCUGCAGAUUGGCGAAAAUACUUAGCACCAUUCGAUGCUUCGGGAAAUCGACGCUUUGCUCCGGGCCUAAGGACAAUUUUGCAAUCACUCAUCAUAAGACACCGUAUCGAGGAUAUUGACGUGGAUCUUUCUCUACCACCUUUGUACAACAACACAGUCUAUCUCGAGCCCAGCUACUACGACAAGAUCAGCAUGAAUCUAUUCAGGCUUGUGUUGACAUCAAAUGCCAUCACUUCGGAACGAGCUGACGAAGAUUACAUGUUUCACCCAAAGAACCGAAAGUCGUUAGACGAACUGAUCACCAACCUUCGCCAUUCAAGUUUUCACUGGGUCGGAUUUACGCAACACGACGUAUCGCAAACCCUUCACGUGAGCAACACGUAUCUUGACAACAAGCUUGAAUCUAUAUCGGAUAUGGAUGGCGCCCUGCUUACAGAGGCUAUCAUGAAUGCUGAGCGUGCUCUAGCCGACCCUGGAUGGAAGGCGUUUUCUUCGCUGUAUGAAAUUGGUGUAUACGUUGAAGACUUCCCCGAACAUGCCGCAGAGGCGUGGGCAUUGCAUGGCGAAGCAUCAAAGCCGUUGCUUUUGGGCACCUUUCAAGCGCGGGAAGCACAGCAGCAUAUUCUGAGACAUAUUCAGUCAGAUGAUCCUGCCGCCGGAUUGACCGGUGCGGGACUUCGAGCUAUGCUUUCAGCGAAAGAACGAGCUUCGGCGGAACAGAAAGCCCGUGAUAAGACUGCCGCUGCUGCCAAUGGAAAGUCUCAACCCCUUGGUUCCGGAGAGCAACCGAAGAUCAAGCAUCAAUCGGCUUCAUCUUCAUCGUCAGUGCAGUUAACUUCCCCUACUCGACUAGCGCCUAGCACAGCCAAUACCACACCAAUAUCUCCUAUCCAAAAGCGACAUCUCCCAUCCACCAGCAUAGUGCUCCCCUCCGCGCUCCUCAAAACUCGAAUCCUAGGCUUCACCUCCGCCAAACUAAACUACUUAUGCUCGCAAAUCCUCAAACACCAAAGCUCCGAGAAGAUCAUCAUCUUCUACGACUCCAACAACAUCGCCUUCUGGAUUGCCGAAGCGCUCGAACUCCUGUCCGUGAAGUUCUUGAUCUACGCAAACACGCUCUCGGUGAGCAAACGCGCGGCCUACCUCGCGACAUUCAACCACUCGGACGUGUUCCGCGUGCUCCUGAUGGACCUCAAACAGGCGUCACACGGCCUGCACGUGGCGUGCGCGAGCCGCGUGUUCAUCGUCUCGCCGAUCUGGCAGCCAAGCAUCGAGUCCCAGGCGAUCAAGCGGGCGCAUCGGAUCGGACAGAAGAGGCCCGUGUAUGUCGAGACGCUGGUCCUACGGGGUACGCUGGAGGAGAAGAUCUUGCGUCGGCGUCGUCAGAUGAGUAAUGCCGAGCUGCUGAAAGCGGAGAAGAGUCUGCUCGAUGAUCUCACCAUGAACGGGAUCAUUCGAGAAGAAGGCUUUCUCAAGAUCAAGGAUGACGAUAAGUUCGGGCUGAAGGGCGGGAGGCUGGAUUUUCCGGUCCUGCUGUUCGAAACGCGAAAUGAUGAUGAUGAUGAUGAUGAUGAUGAUGAUGAUGAUGAUGAUGAUGAUGGCAACGGAGUUAAUGUCAGUGGGCUUCGCGAGGAGAACGAUUUGAUUUCUGGGCUUGAGGACGGACACGCCACGAAGAAACGGAAGAAGGAUGGGAAUCUUGCCAUCAGGCGAGCUGUCGCAUUCGCUGCCUCGCCCGUUGUCGUCGAGUCUACUUCUCGCGCGGACACAUUUUUUCCGGAUGACAGCGACACGCCGAGUGCAAACCAAGCACAGCAAGGAAAUGCCCCUUCCCCCAUCGUCGGCGUUGAGAAGCCGAAGACAAGUGUGCGGAUCGUGAUCGACGUUCCUUUCGAGACCUACUGA
Messenger RNA from Exophiala aquamarina CBS 119918, 3777 nucleotides. RefSeq lists its product as uncharacterized. NCBI's taxonomy places the organism in Eukaryota, Fungi, Ascomycota, Eurotiomycetes, Chaetothyriales, Herpotrichiellaceae. Bases 1 to 3777 code for a protein of 1258 amino acids. The transcript has 2 exons. Gene Ontology annotation, molecular function: ATP binding; ATP-dependent chromatin remodeler activity. The record is from RefSeq and is a predicted model, not a curated record.